ACCUUCCAUUGAGACUCGACUACAGCAUUCCUAUUCUCAGUGACUAUGAACGGCGAUAGCUACUCUUCUCGCGACGCUGGCCGGCACGGCUCGUCCAGAGAUUACCAGCGCCGUGACCGCGGUGAUAGGGGCGAACGCGAUGACCGACGAGACCGUGGAGACCGUGGCGGCGGCCGCAGGCGAUCCAGGUCUCCAGGCUAUCGAGGUGGAGGCGGAGGCGGAGGCGGAGGCGGACGUGGGCAUCGCGAUGAUGGCGAGGUCGAUUCCUACUCUUCGAGUCGCCGGCACCAGGAGCGCGAACGCGAGGACCGCUACUCUGGUGGCGGCGGCGGGAGAGACCGGCGUGCGCCAGACAGGGAAUGGGAUCGCGAUCGGGGCGCUGGCAGACGCGACGCUCGCCGAGACGACGACGACCGGAUGGACCGACGGCCUGGCCGGGAUCUGUUCGAGGACCGCAGAGGAGGCGGCCGCCGAGACGUCCACAAUAGGGAGCAUGAGCGCGACCGCAAACGGAGCGCAUCCCCCCCGCCGAAGAAGCGCGAGCCCACCCCAGACCUUACCGACGUCACCCCCAUCCUGGAGCGGAAGCGCCGCCUGACUCAGUGGGAUAUCAAGCCGCCAGGCUAUGAGAAUGUUACGGCCGAGCAGGCCAAGUUGUCGGGCAUGUUCCCUCUGCCUGGCGCCCCACGGCAGCAGGCCAUGGACCCCACGAAGCUUCAGGCGUUCAUGAACCAGCCUGGCGGAGCCGUCAAUAGUUCUGCGCUCAAGCCGACAAAUUCACGCCAGUCGAAGCGUCUAAUCGUCUCGAAUAUCCCCCCCACCGUCACUGAGGAGGAUGUCCAGGGCUUCUUCAACCUGCAGCUCAAUGGCCUGAACGUCGUCGACAGCGCCGACCCUUGCGUCCUGUGCCAGGUCUCGCCCGACCACAAGUUCGCCAUGCUCGAGUUCAGAACUAGCGCUGAUGCUACUGUAGCGUACGCGCUGGACGGCACGACGAUGGAGGCAGCCGAUGCCAAUGCCCACGAAAACGGAGGCGCUCCCGAGGGCCUCAUUAUCAAGCGGCCUAAGGACUAUAUUGUGCCGGCUGUCGCCGAGGUGCCCUAUGAGCCAGGUGUGAUCUCGAAUAUCGUGGUCGACACUCCAAACAAGAUCAGCGUGAUGAACAUCCCCCCGUACCUGUCUGACGAGCAAGUCACCGAACUGUUGGUCAGUUUCGGCGAGCUCAAGGCCUUCAUUCUCGUCAAAGAUAGUGGCACCGAGGAAUCGAGAGGUAUCGCCUUCUGCGAAUACGUCGACGGUGCUGCCACCGAAGUCGCCCUCCAGGGCCUCAACGGAAUGGAGCUCGGAGACAGGAGACUGAGAGUCCGGAAGGCCAGCAUCGGCAUCACCCAGGUUUCUGGCGAGAUGGGCGUUAACGCCAUGUCCAUGCUUGCCGGGACCACGUCUACAGAUCCAGAGGUUGGGAGGGUUCUGCAGCUGCUCAACAUGGUUACUCCUGACGAGCUCAUGGACAAUGACGACUACGAAGAAAUCCGAGAGGAUGUCAUGGAGGAGUGUUCCAAGUUCGGCAUCGUCGUCGACCUCAAGAUUCCGAGACCUGUGGGUGGGAGUAGGCAGUCGGCAGGUGUAGGCAAGAUCUUUGUCAAGUUCGACACGCCCGAGACUGCCAAGAAGGCCUUGGAAGCCCUGGCCGGACGGAAGUUUGCGGAUCGGACAGUCGUGACAACCUACUUCCCCGAGGAGAACUUCGAUGUCAGCGCAUGGUAGAUAGAGGCAUUCAGUCUAGGAUGGUAUGGUGUCAGGGUAGUAUGGUGGUGUCGUAGAAGAUUCGGGGAGCAACCCAAGGUAUUCGUCUGCCGGCUUCGCUUGGGAUCAGGCGGGUUCUAGCACAAACGUCUCCGGGCAUCAUGAUGUACAGUAUUCCAUAUGGAUUUGGGCGUUCAGCAGCUACUGGGGUGAAAACGCGAUAUGCUCUGUGCUAUAUGACCUUGAAACUGAAGCAGCUCGACUACGAGUCCACACAAUUGCGACCAGACUUCCCAGAGGCCACAAAAA
Molecule: messenger RNA, 2055 nt
Organism: Phialemonium atrogriseum
Lineage: Eukaryota; Fungi; Ascomycota; Sordariomycetes; Cephalothecales; Cephalothecaceae
Exons: 6
Coding region: 46-1767 (573 amino acids)
Biological process (GO): mRNA processing
Cellular component (GO): nucleus; U2-type prespliceosome; commitment complex
Molecular function (GO): poly-pyrimidine tract binding; pre-mRNA 3'-splice site binding
Source: RefSeq, a predicted model, not a curated record